Messenger RNA from Brugia pahangi, 4668 nucleotides. The record is from the annotation of a GenBank genome assembly. NCBI's taxonomy places the organism in Eukaryota, Metazoa, Nematoda, Chromadorea, Rhabditida, Onchocercidae.
AUGAUAUUAAUUGACACGUUGCUUACAUAUUGCAACGAAAGUUUGAAUGAAACUGUAAGAGAUGACUUUGGAUGCCUUCGAGUUACUGUUCUACCUGUUCUACCGUGCAUAUUCUUCUGGCUCUUACUGCCAGUCUUUUGCGCACUGAUUUGUCGUAUACGACUAAAUGGAGGAAUGCGUUCUCAACCGCUGCCAUGGACUGCACUGUUGAUUACUAAAACUGUAUUAAUGAUAUGCUUAUUAGCAAGCGCAUUUGCAAGGCUUGUCAUUAACCUGCAUAAUAAUGAAAGAGGUGUAAAUAUAUUGCUUACUGAUUUGCUGUAUCCAGCCAUUACUACAAUUACUAUGUUGGGCUUAUUUUGUUGUAUUUUAACGGCACGGAAAAAUGGAAUGAUCACUUCUGGGAUAAUACAUAUUACUUUGAUACUCUUCGUACUGUGUGACUUUCCGGAAUAUUUCUUUGAAUGGCAAGAAAUUAGCGGUUUUAUGUCAAUGCAAAACAUAGAUAAAGCUCGUUUUCUCGUCUGUCACUUGUGGUAUCCAUUUGUUACCUUUCAAGCCUUCUUGUUUUCAUUUGCCGAUUAUCGAGCGCCAUUCUUGACGGAAGCAAGGAAGCAACUGAAUUUGUCACCUGAACUGUAUAGCUCAUUCCUGAAUCGUUUGUCACUCUGGUGGUUUACAACAAUUCAGUUGCUUGGUGCUCGAAAAACAUUGGUUACUAAUGAUUUAUAUCAACUUAAUGAGGGUAGCACUGCCGAAUAUUUAUCUACCAAAUGGGAAGAACUGUGGAAUCCUGCUAUUGAGGAUUAUCGUAGAAGACAGAAAAUUUAUGAAAGUACAUUGCAAAACGACAACACUUCUAAAUGCUCUAAAAAAGAAAACAGACCGGAACCACCAUCAGUCGUGUGGCGAUUAUUUCUAAUGUUUCGUUUUGAAAUUUUAUCAGCAACAGCUAUUAAAAUCCUAUCUGAUAUGAUGCAACUUGCUAAUCCAUUUUUUCUCAACUUAUUGCUAAAUUACAUUUCAACUAAGGAUCGUAUCUUCAUGGAAGGCAUUACCUAUGCAGUGGCAAUGUUUGUAUGCGUUGAACUUCGCUCAUUUCUCCUCAAUUACUACUUUUACCUGAUGAUGCGAGUGGGUACCAAAAUUCAGUCCACAUUAAUUGCUGCUAUUUAUCGGAAGACUUUGAGGCUGUCGAAUUCAGCCCGAAGAGCUAGGACAGUGGGUGAGAUUGUGAAUUUAAUGGCAAUUGAUGUGGAGAGCUUUCAAUCUAUUACAGCAUACGUACAGCAAUUCUGGUCAUCUCCAUUUCAGAUUAUGCUUGUCUUAAUAUAUCAUUUCUUUACCAUUGGAGCAUCAGCUGCUUGUGACAUUAUUGUCAUGACUCUGUUCUUGCCAUUAAAUAUUAUUACUUCAAUUAUUGUCAAAAAAUGGCAGACCGAACAAAUGAAUUUGAAAGAUCAACGAUUGAAAAUUUGUAAUGAAAUAUUGAAUGGUAUAAAAGUAAUCAAAAUGUAUUCGUGGGAACCACCAAUGGAAAAAGCUGUUGAGAGAAUUAGAAGCAAAGAGCUCUAUUUGAUUAGGAAAAUGGGUCUAACUAGGGCUCUCAUCGAUACUUUUAACAUUUCUUCACCAUUCUUUGUAGCGGUGUUAUCAUUUGCAACAUACACAUUGUCAAGUUCCACUCAUAUCCUUACACCACAAAUUGCUUUUGUUUCAUUAACUCUUUUUAAUCAGCUACGUUCACCAAUGGCAAUGAUCGCAUAUCUGAUGAAACAGGUAGUAGAGGCAGCAGUAGCGAAUAAACGGAUUAAAAGUUUUUUGGUGGCAGAUGAACUAAAUCCAUUAACUAUUGAUCUCAUCACUGAUCAAUUUGGUGGCGGAAAUGCAGUGGAAAUUCGAGAUGCUUGUUUGAGUUGGAAUGUUGGAGGACUGGAAACUGUGUUAGAAAUCGAUUAUUUAACGAUACCAAAGAGAUCUCUAAUUGCAGUGGUUGGAAGAGUUGGAAGCGGCAAAAGUUCUCUUCUUAGUGCCAUUCUAGGUGAGAUGGAGAAAUUGAAAGGUUGCAUUGGUGUGUCUGGCCAAAUAGCCAUUGUUAGCCAAGAACCGUGGAUUCAGAAUUCAAAUCUUCGAGAUAAUGUAUUAUUUGGAAAACAGUUUGACCAAAAGUACUACGAUAAAAUUAUGGAAGCCUGUGCUUUAGUGAAAGACUUAGCAAUUUUACCAAACGGCGAUGCUACUGAAAUUGGUGAAAAAGGUAUCAAUUUGUCCGGUGGUCAGAAAGCUCGAGUUGCUCUUGCUCGGGCGGUUUAUCAAAACCGUGAUAAUUACCUGUUGGACGAUCCACUAUCAGCAGUAGACAGCCAUGUUGGAAAACAUAUUUUUGAAAAGGUAAUUGGUCAUAAUGGAUUACUGCGACAUAAGACAAGAAUUUUGGUAACAAAUAAUUUGGUACAUCUGAAUAAAGUUGAUAUUAUUGCUUAUAUGCAAGAUGGUAAGUUAGCAGCAUUUGGUCCAUAUAAACAAUUACUCGAGCAAUCCGAGAAUUUCUUAAAAUUUAUUGAAGCAUGCAGGAGUGAAAAUGAAAAAGAACAAGAAUUGGAAAGUGAAAGUGCAACGAGUAAUUUGGAUGACAGUUCACACUCGAACAAAUACGAGGAAUCUGAAUCUGAGGAUGUUAAUAAGGAAAGUACCGCCAGACGAAUUUCGACUCUAUCAGUAUUGGAUCAAGGAUCGUCACGCAUUUCCCAUCAUCCUUCCAUAGCGGAAUCGCUUUUUGAAUCUUCGAUUGAUCCGAUCAGUAGUAGUGAGAAGGGAAAAGUAGGAAAGAUGACUGAAGUUGAGAAAGUCAAAGUUGGCAGGGUCAAAUUUGAUGUUUACAAGCAAUGGGACGUGGAUUAUGGCUAUCUGAAUGUGUUUUAUUUUGCAAAAUUACAAUUUUUUUGGUCAAAUGUAAAUGAAACGACGUUAAAUGGUUCGUCGAUGAAGCAACUUUCUCUUGGAAUACGUCUUGGCAUAUAUGUUACUCUUGGCUUCAUUGAAGGCUUAUGUUUCUUUGGUGCGGUGGUAUUUUUGGUGAUAAGCGGGCUUCGAGCAUCAGAAAAUCUCCAUACUCCUUUAUUACACCGUUUGUUGCGUUCAUCAAUGUCAUUCUUUGAUACAACACCUAUCGGACGUAUUUUAAAUAGGCUUGGCAAGGAUAUCGAUGUGAUUGAUCAGUCACUGCCAAUAAGUUUUCGCUACUUCAUUUACUGCAUUGAAAACGUUAUGACCAUAUUAAUUAUAAUAAUUAUAUCGACACCUAUUUUUGUCGUUACUAUUAUACCUCUUGCACUUUUCUAUUAUUUUUCUCUGUAUUUCUACCUUCCAACUUCGCGGCAGAUGAAACGAUUAGAAAGUAUCAAUCGUUCGCCAAUUUAUCAACAUUUCGAAAAAACAGUUCGUGGACUUAUGUAUAUAAGAGCUUUUGAAAAGGUGCAAGAAUUCUGCAAGUUAAUGGAAACACACAUUGAUUGUUUCAUGCGUUGUAAAUAUUCUAACAUUUUAUCGAAUCGCUGGUUAGCAGUACGAUUGGAGUUUAUCGGGAAUUGUGUCGUACUUUGUGCAGCGUUGUUUGCAGUUCUCUCGCAGCAUUGGGGAGCUGCAUUGAGUGCUGGAAUUGCAGGACUUAGUGUUAGCUACGCUCUAAAUAUUACGGAAGCGCUAAAUUUUGCUGUACGAUAUAUCAGUGAAUUGGAAAUGAAUAUAGUAGCUGUUGAACGCAUAAAAGAAUAUGCUGAGAUAGCAACCGAAGCAGAAUGGAGAGUCGAUCACUUCAAACCAGAGAAAGAUUGGCCUUCAGAAGGACAGAUAUUAUUAAAAAACUAUUCAACGCAGUUUAAUCCCAACUUUGAUUUGGUUUUACGUCAGUUGAAUGCUUCCAUUGCGCCAGCUGAAAAAAUUGGCGUUGUUGGUCGUACAGGCGCAGGUAAAAGUUCCUUAACAUUAGCAUUGUUCCGAAUUAUUGAACCCAUCCAAGGUGCAAUUAUUAUUGAUGGCGUCGAUAUUUCACUUAUAGGCUUGCAUGACCUUCGCUCGAAUCUUACAAUUAUUCCACAGGAUCCCGUCCUAUUUUCGGAAACACUCCGAUUUAAUUUGGAUCCAUCUCAGGUCUAUUCUGAUCAAGAAAUAUGGGCAUCUUUGGAGUUGGCUCAUUUGAAAGCAUUUGUAUCAAGUCUUCCUGGAGGUUUGCAGUAUCAGAUUAGCGAGGGAGGCGAGAAUAUUAGUAUUGGACAACGACAACUCAUUUGUUUGACUCGUGCACUUCUUCGCAAGAGCAAAGUCAUAAUCUUAGAUGAAGCUACAGCUGCUGUAGAUUUAGCAACUGAUUUAUUAAUUCAGGAAACAGUUCGUCGUGAAUUCCAUAGCUCAACUGUUCUAACCAUUGCACAUCGUUUGAAUACCAUAAUCGAUUGCGACAGAAUAAUAGUUCUUGAAAAUGGCUCAAUUCGAGAAUUUGAUUCACCACAGAAUUUACUCGCCAGUCGCUCUUCAAUCUUUUUCUCUAUGAUGACCUUUCAAAUAAAAGGAAAAUUGCACAGUGACCGUCCGUUAUUAUUAAUAGGAAUUAUAUUUGGAAUGAACAAGACAUAUGAAGUUUUCACCGCUGGACAUAUAGAUUUGCCUUAA